UAAUAAGAACGUGAUAAAUUUGGCCCGUAAUUUCACGCCAACCCCGUCACACAUCUCCCUCCUUAAUAAGGGCCUCAACUUUAUUCCUUCCACUAACCUCAGUAGCGACUGGCAUCAUCAACUUCAAUUUGACCUCCAGCGCUACCAUAGACGUGUCAAACUUGAGGUGUAUUAUGAGAAUCAAGAUUCUCCAGGACCCACACCUUUCACAGCCCGCUCCGGCUGGGAGCCCUCACCUGGACUUAUGCCUCCGGAAUUCCAGGCUAUGGUCCGGUCCGAUGGGCUUUCCGUGUCCGGUUCGGGCUGCGCACCUGCGGUCGCUCCCAAUUUGACACCGGAAGAAGUUGAGGCCCUUCAAAAUCUAAAAAGAAACAAGCACAUUGUCAUCAAACCAGCUGACAAGGGGAGUGCUGUUGUCAUUUUUGACAGGUCACAAUAUCUAUGGGAGGGUUCCCGGCAGUUGAGUGACAUGACGUAUUACAAACCACUGCCGGAACCAAUUUAUCCCCAGACCAUCCCCAUGGUAGGCAAGAUUCUGGAUAAUCUUCGCCUCAAAAAAUUCAUAAAUUUUAAACAACAGAGGUAUCUCAUGGGGGAGCGUGAUCCUCGCCCCCGCAGGUUUUACAUGCUCCCUAAAAUUCACAAGGAGCCAGACAAGUGGAGCAAGCCCCACGAGAUCCCUCCGGGCCGCCCCAUUGUGUCUGACUGCGGCAGCGAGACGUACAGAACGGCAGAGUUUAUCGACCAUUUUUUAACUCCGCUCUCCGUUCUGCACGACAGCUACCUCAGAGAUACCUAUGACUUUAUAGAUAAAAUCAAGAGUGUGAACAUUCCCCCAGAUGCCAUCCUGUUCACCAUAGACAUUGACAGCCUGUAUACAAACAUCGACAUCGAUGAGGGUAUUCAGGCUGUCAAAAAUGUCUUCUACAAGUACCGCGACGUCAGCAGGCCCGAGAAGGAGAUCCUACAGCUCCUUGAAAUUAAUUUGAGGAGAAACGACUUUGAGUUUGACGGUCGUUUCUACCUCCAAAUUAAGGGCACUGCUAUGGGCAAGAAAUUUGCACCGGCGUAUGCCAACAUUUUUAUGGCAGAGUGGGAGACCUCUGCUUUGGCCGCCUGCCCAAAACGUCCCCUUUAUUAUUUUCGGUACCUGGAUGACAUCUGGGGUGUUUGGACGCAUUCCAGUGAGGAGUUCAGCGUGUUUUUGAACACGCUUAACACUCACAACAAAAAUAUCACCAUCAAGUCGACCAUUAGCAGUACUUCUGUCGACUUUUUGGACACCACUACAUUCAAGGGUCCCGACUUUGCUAUUACGCAACACUUGGACAUCCGGGUGUUCUUCAAGGAGACCGACACCCAUGCGCUCCUUUACAGAAGCAGCUUCCACCCCACGCAUACCUUUGCGGGGUUGGUGAAAUCCCAAUUAUUGAGGUUUCAUCGUAUCUGCACCAGACGGGAGGACUUCCUGGGGGCCUCGAGGACCCUCUUUUCUGCUCUGAUGAGGAGGGGCUAUUCCAGGUCCUUCCUCAGACGGCAGUUGAGGGGCUUCUUGGACCCUAGGGGACCUCCCCCUGGGACAGACAUGAUUCCUCUGAUCACCACCUACUCUCCUUCGGCUGCGCGGGCCGCCUGGAAGGUCAAAAACCACUUCCGGGUCUUUGUGGAGAGUAGUGGGAGGCUGCCUGGUCGCUAUGUGGUGCCGGCCUACCGCAAGAACCCCAACUUGAAUGAUCAGUUGGUCAGGGCCAGGGUCUGCUCAUUGAGAGACCCGCCCUCCACCAAGAGGGACGCCCUUGUCCGCCACUCACAAUGGUUGGUGAACCCCCAUAACCGCAAGGUUUUCCAGCCGUUGUGCCGUGGCGGCCGACACACACAGAACUGUGUGUAUGUCAUCCGUUGUCAGCAAUGUGGGUGUAUGUACGUGGGCGAGACGGGCAAUACCUUAGCCAGGAGAUUCGCCCAGCACAAAUACAACAUUGUUAGACAAAAAAAUACCAACACUCACCUGGUUCAGCAUUUCCUCCUGCACGGAUGGUCUUCCGUCCGGGUGACUGUCGUAGAGACGGAUCCUAAAUGGAGCCUCGCCCAACGUCACAGGGCAGAGCUCCUGUGGAUCUCCAAAUUGGGCACCAGACAUCCGGGGGGCCUAAAUGAGAUGUAAGUGUCAGUCCGUUGGAUUGUAGACGGACAGUGCACAUCCCCUUCUCCUAACCCUAACCCUAACCCCUCCCCCAACCCUAACCCUAACCCUAACCCCUCCCCCAACCCUAACCCUAACCCUAACCCCAACCCUAACCCUAACCCUAACCCUAACCCUAAAUCCUUACCAUAAACCUAAUCAGCCAGUGCCUCCAAUCCUCUUACGGCUCUCGCUUUUCCUCAUUUGGACCCCUUGGACCUGACACCUGUUUAUCAGAACAGAAGUAGACACAUUCAACAACGUCUAAAAACACUCACCGGAGCAUGGUGUCACAUACACACACACACAUACAUUCAGAGCAUCACAUUUGGAGGUUACAGGGAACAUCCUCUGCUCACUCUCCUCAAUACUGAAGCCCUAGGUUACAUAUACAAGGUGCUUUUGUAUUAUUUCACCCUGAAUGUCCUUGUGUUUGUUUAUUGUUUAUAAAUUAUAUUAUAUUAUAUAAUUUAUAUCAUAUUAUAUUGUAUUAUAUCAUACAUUAUAUAUCAAUAACAAUGUUUAUCUCUUCAUGUUAUUGUUCUAGCAGACAAGUUUGUGCAAUAGCAUCCUUGGGCUUCAGUGGGUCUAAUUGUUAUUGUCAUUGUUCUUCACUUGUGUUUGGGUCAAAACUUCUAUUUUGAAGGCCAACUUGUGUAUGACGUGGACCCCACCCCUUUAUUCGAAUGUUUUACGGCUAUUGACACCUUACGACUGCACUACCUCUUGCAAACGGCAAGGUUAAAAGGCUGACCUCAGCCUACCUGUCGUGCUAACCUGCUAACUCUUUACAAACGAGUCAGGCCUGAUGAAGGUAUUCUACCGAAACGUUGCCAUCUGACUCGUUUCAUGGUGCCCUGAGGGCCUACCGUUGGAGCUUGACGUUA
This is a messenger RNA of Entelurus aequoreus (snake pipefish), 3069 nucleotides long. RefSeq lists its product as uncharacterized. The transcript has 2 exons. The record is from RefSeq and is a predicted model, not a curated record. NCBI's taxonomy places the organism in Eukaryota, Metazoa, Chordata, Actinopteri, Syngnathiformes, Syngnathidae. Bases 245 to 2164 code for a protein of 639 amino acids.